CUCGUUUCGCCUUUUUUCCCUUGGCUCCUCCACCUUCCCGCCUGGCCACCUUCUCUUGCCUUCUCUUGCCUUGCUUCUCUUUCCCAUUCUACCUGUUUGCUCUUUCUUCACUUACUUUUUUACUUGAUUGAGAGUGUGGCUUUCGAUUUCGAGAGAGAGCCCUAUUUCUACUACACUUUCUUGAGUCCGAGUCCGACGACGAAGCUGUGCUUCUUGUGUGAGCUGUGCUCGCUCGACUGUUCUCCCCUGUUUGUUGCCUUGCUCACGGCCGUCUCGACUUUCUCCCUUCUCCCACGGGACGACGACACCUUCUCCGGCUGGUUCCAGGAGUGUUCGCCUCACGUACCUCACACACUCCCGACUACGCCCCACAACGGCUUCAACCCUUCCCAUUCAGCAGCACACCGAGUGGCAUGGCACACAACCCGGCACUGACUCUCAGUCUUCACCUACAAUAGCGCCUUCCACCCCUCUCCACCCUCCGACCAAUGCGAGCCCCGGUAAAUAUGCGGGACCGACGAUAUACAAACCUUUCCACCUCCUCCACCUUCUCCACCGACUCAGACGUGUCCGGUGGCUCUCGCGCCAGCCUGAAUGAGAAGCGUGUCUUCAGCCCUUCACCGACGGGUUCACCACUGCUGGACUCGGAGACAAAGGAACACCCUAUCCGGCCAGCCCGACGAACCUCCACCCUACUCCUCUUCCUCACCAUCAUCGCCGUCCUCGCCUUGAAGUUUGUCCUUGUUUCUUACCUCUUGAGAUUACUCGGCAUCUCUUUCUCUACUCCACAUUCCUGGUCUCUGGGAACACCCUUUGCUGGCGAUCGCGACUUGCUCGACCAGCCUUCUGCUGUCAAGGUACUGGACGGUCUGGGUCAGCCGAAGUGGACCGUGCAUAUCCCGCACGACUACAGCUUUCCGCUACAGAGUCAGCAUGCGCAACAGAUAUGCAGACAGAGCGAAACGUUGCGAGAUGAACUUUCCAUGCGAUCCCGAAUGAUGCCGGUGAAGGAUUGGCGGCGGAAGGGCGGCUACUACGUCUCCGAUGCCACAUAUCUCGAUGUCGACGCUGCGGAAGAACUGAGCGGCCAGCCUCGAUUCAACAGUGAAUCCGAUGAAAACGUGUGCGAAUCGAGUCUGACCUUUGCAUUGGACACUCAAGACACCAGUUUCGGGAAGAGUCUCCUCAUGCUAUGGCUCAGCUACGGCCUGGCCAAGAAAGAAGGCCGGGCGUUCUUCAUCGAUGACACGAGAUGGCUGUACGGUCGCUACACUUCGUUCUUCCUUCCUCUACCCUCCACAAACUGCACACCGCCUCCUCCGCGGCAGAUUGUGCCCUGCCCGCACAAUGCCAAACACCUUCUGGUCUCUUCAGCCACGAUUCCAUGGACGUUUGGCGCCGUUUUCGAACGAGAAUACCUUCAAAGCUGGAAAUCCGGGUUAGAAAAAAGCAGACAGGUGUAUGGCCUUCUCCGGACCGGAUACGAGGACCUUUUCCAUUUGACCGACGAGCAUGCUACUUUCGCCGCCUUACGAACCGCAGCGCUGAAAGGGGACGCUGAAAAGCAGGACGCCUCGACGAUUGGCGUGCAUCUCCGCCGCGGCGAUCUGCAUCCCUUCGAAUACCAGUUCAGUCAGGAUUAUCUACCACUCGAGCGCUACGGUGCUGCAGCCCGCAAGCUGCGCGCACACUGUGAUAGCGCGCAAGACGCAUCCCCAGCUCUUCCCUUCCUCCUCGCCUCAGAUGACCCCGACAUUUUCGAAUCGGCGGAGCUCCAGCAAAGCGCUCACCCCUUCGCCGUGCAAAAGACGCAGGAGCGCAUCCAGCUCGCGAGCAAAGCUACCCUCGACCUCUCUGCGCCAACGGAAGACAUCAUACAGCCGAAUUCCGGCUACACGAAACACGUCGACGAGAACUCGGGCUGGGAAGGCGGCUUCUACAGCGCGCUCUUCUACUCAAUAGGAGGAGGCAACCGCGCGUCGUCAAGUUCCGUCGCCGACGAUACCCUGUUCUCCGCACCGGCGAUGCAGAUGCGCGAACUGGUGGGCCGAGCGUACCUGCUCGAUCUUGCGGUGUUGGGGACAGCGAGCGAUGGCAUCGUCUGCGCGAGUAGUUCUGCUACGUGCAGAGUGUUGGGCGUGAUGAUGGGGUGGGAUGCUGUGGCGCAGGGCCGAUGGGUGAAUGUCGACGACAAUCGCGCGUGGUCUUGGGAUGGUCGGAGAUGAGGGUGUGCUUUUUACUUAUGUUUACUACCUUGCAUUGGGAGCGAGCGAGGAUUGCAUGUUAGCGACGAAGGUUGUUGUCAGCUUUGUGUUAUGGGAUUGUGCAUAGCGAAGGUGGGAGCAUGAUGCGGACUGUAGAGCCGUGGAAUACGUUCAACACAAACAACAGUUCAUUCAUGGUUCGGGAUUCCUGCAGCAUGCAUGCAUGCAGCUCUCCAGCGGUGUGACGCCCAUGUGUACCCCACACUUUCAGCACGCGAGUGCGAAGUGGGGCGGCGCGGAAACAAAGGCGCGCUGUACACGU
This is a messenger RNA of Neohortaea acidophila, 2526 nucleotides long. RefSeq lists its product as uncharacterized. Gene Ontology annotation, biological process: protein N-linked glycosylation. Bases 489 to 2225 code for a protein of 578 amino acids. The record is from RefSeq and is a predicted model, not a curated record. NCBI's taxonomy places the organism in Eukaryota, Fungi, Ascomycota, Dothideomycetes, Mycosphaerellales, Teratosphaeriaceae. The transcript has a single exon. Gene Ontology annotation, molecular function: alpha-(1->6)-fucosyltransferase activity.